Messenger RNA from Necator americanus (New World hookworm), 423 nucleotides. RefSeq lists its product as uncharacterized. The transcript is spliced from 2 exons. Lineage: Eukaryota; Metazoa; Nematoda; Chromadorea; Rhabditida; Ancylostomatidae. Bases 1 to 423 code for a protein of 140 amino acids. The record is from RefSeq and is a predicted model, not a curated record.
AUGAUAAAACAAAAGUGGAAACCGGCACUUGACGAGUUCUCCUGCGAGCCGGACGAGCGGCCACACUUUGAACUGUUGGUUUUCGUCAAGGUGGCGGCAUCAGUCAGUGCCAGCGGUGGAUGGGUGUGGCCUAGCGGGAACCCUACUGAGCAGGAAUACGAUGAAUCGAAGUGGUGGGACCGCGCACUCAAAAUGCGGGUAAGAGGGCAGGGGUACACGUGCGUGCACAAAGCGCAACAACUGGCGCGCUAUGCUGGUCAGUGCGACGAGGCGUGGCAGGGCGCCCGAAAGAAGCAAGGAAUCGUUGCCCACAAUCUUCGCGGUGAACUGGAGAAGAUUGUCGAUGCCAAAGGACAUUCGGCUUCGAUAGGCACUUUAGACGAUACGAUAAGUCUUGCAGGAUUUGGAACCACGAUUAACUGA